CUACGCUUUUGUUAUAGUAGCAUUAGUGUGCUGGCGGGAUGUUUGUGAUCUGAAUGGAUACACUUACAGAUUCGUGUUUUCUGGGCUUUGAUUUCAGCACGCAACAGCUGAAAGUUGUUGCUGUUAAUGGAAACCUUGAAGUUAUUCACCAGAACAGUGUUCAGUUUGACAGCGAGCUCCCGGAGUUCAGGACACAUGGAGGAGUUCAUAUACAUGAUGACAAGCUCACGGUUACAUCACCAGUUCUCAUGUGGGUGAAGGCGCUGGACGUCCUCCUGGAGAAAAUGAAGAAUGGUGGUUUGGACUUCUCUCGUGUGAAAGCUCUCUCGGGCAGUGGACAGCAACAUGGCAGUGUUUACUGGAGGAAGGGCGCGAGACAAACUUUGAAUCAACUCGACCCACAGCAACAUUUACAUGCGCUUUUACAGGACGGUUUUGCCGUUCAGGACAGUCCGGUCUGGAUGGACUCCAGUUCAACAGAACAGUGUCAUAUCCUGGAGGCUGCAGUAGGGGGCGCUCAGUGUCUUGCUGACAUCACUGGCUCUCGAGCGUAUGAGCGUUUCACUGGAAAUCAGAUUGCCAAGAUUUAUCAGUCCAAGCCGAAUGAAUUCACUGAGACGGAGAGAAUAUCGCUGGUCAGCAGUUUCGCUUCAUCUUUGUUCCUGGGCGACUACGCAUCAAUCGACUUCAGCGACGGUUCAGGCAUGAAUUUAAUGGACAUUUUUAAGAAGCAAUGGUCGAAGUCUUGUCUGAACGCCGCAGCGCCACAGCUGGCCGAAAGACUUGGUGACCUCAAACCGUCUACGGCGGUUCUGGGUUGUGUAUCUUCAUAUUUCAUUGAACGUUAUGGAUUUUCAAAGAGCUGUAAAGUGGUGGCCUUCACUGGAGAUAACCCUGGUUCUCUGGCGGGCAUGAGACUGCAAGAAGGAGAUAUAGCCGUCAGUUUGGGCACCAGUGACACAGUUUUCUUGUGGAUCAAGGAUCCAAAACCCACCCUAGAAGGUCACAUCUUCUGUAACCCUGUGGACUGCAGCGCAUACAUGGCUUUAAUAUGCUUUAAGAAUGGGUCUUUCACGCGAGAGAGGAUCCGUAAUGAAUGUGCCGGUGGAUCAUGGGACAGUUUCUCCAGGGUUCUGAGGUCCACACCGAUGGGCAACAAUGGGAAUAUCGGAAUCUAUUUUGACGUGAUGGAGAUUUCGCCCCCCGCUCUUGGCGUUCACAGAUUUGAUCAUGAUGGUCAAAGGGUUGCUGCGUUUGCUCGGGAGGUGGAAAUCCGAGCUCUGGUUGAAGGACAGUUCUUGGCCAAACGAGUUCAUGCUGAGAAGCUCGGCUACAAGAUCAUUCCAGGAACAAAAGUGCUGGCGACAGGUGGAGCGUCAUCAAACAAAGACAUUUUGCAGGUCCUGUCUGAUGUGUUCAAUGCGCCGGUUUACACCAUUGAUGUGGCGAACUCUGCGUGUUUGGGAUGCGCUUAUAGAGCUUUGCAUGGUCUCGUGGCUGAAACAGGAGUUUUAUUCGCUGAGACGGUCAGAAACGCUGCAGAUCCUCAGCUGGCUGUGAGACCAACACCAGGAGCAGAAGAGGUUUAUGAGCCGCUGUUGAGCAGAUACGCAGAGCUGGAGGCCACAAUCCUCAAGGACCAACCGAAAUGACUCGAUCCACACAUAUGACACAUCAAGCAUGCAUCUGUGUAAACAGACAUGAAUAAUAGCUGUUUUUAUUAUUGCAUAACAUUUAAUGGAUAGUUAACCCAAAUAUGAAAAGAUGACCCUCAUGUCAUUCCAAACUUGUAUAACUUUCUUUCUUAAAAAGAAAAUUGCCAAUUGCCAAUCAUAUGGCGAGUUUGUAUUGAAUAGACGGACCAGAAAAUGUAUUUUAAGUUUUCCUGUUAUGUUAUGCAAAAGAA
Xyrauchen texanus (razorback sucker) is the source of this 1906-nucleotide messenger RNA. RefSeq names its product xylulokinase homolog (H. influenzae) (gene xylb). Lineage: Eukaryota; Metazoa; Chordata; Actinopteri; Cypriniformes; Catostomidae. The record is from RefSeq and is a predicted model, not a curated record. The coding region runs from base 54 to 1652 and encodes 532 amino acids. Gene Ontology annotation, molecular function: D-xylulokinase activity. The transcript has 19 exons. Gene Ontology annotation, cellular component: cytosol. Gene Ontology annotation, biological process: xylulose metabolic process; D-xylose metabolic process.